AAUGAUAGAAGCACCGGACCACCCGUAUCACUUUAAGGGAUCGAAUCGUGAGAUUUAUAGAGGAUUCGAGGACUGGUUAUUGCUCCCUAAAAAUCAGCUAGCCCACCAGCUGUCUGAUAAUUUGAUGCUGUAGAGUUCUCUAUCAACCCUUUUAGAAUGGAUUUUAUUGAGCAGAAAAGACACAAAGAGCUGGCCAAUCCAUCUUCAUUUUACCGCUUGGUCUACUCAGAGAUAGAAGAAGUUGGAUGGGAGCGUCUGGUUCGUUUCGGUGGAGAUUUAGAGUUCCUUAGUUUUCGUAUUACUGAUAAGAAGGGAAGAGUUCAUAUCAUGGAAAUUCAGUUGGAUAAAACCUAUCCGCAAAAGCCACCUUCAGUUUCUGCGGAGGUACCAUAUAUAUUCAAUGUUAAAUGGUCAGUAAAAUCAAGAUUAAAAGAUUUGGUGCAACAGUUCCGAGAGCAUUUGGAAGAGCUUCAGGAGUUUUGGUCUACCUUGGAGGAUAUUGAUCAUUCUCUUUGUGUCACUAACAAGAAAAAGUUGUCUCGCGCCACAACUUGUCGCCAAAUUGAUAUAGGAAAUGAUUGUUCGAUAAUGUUGUCUAUAAAUGCCAGAGAUCCUAGAUCUUUGCCAGAGUGUCGCUUUAUGGGCUCUGGUCCAGUGGUGAACCCUGUGAGAAAGUUAUGGCUAAGAAACAACAAACGAUGGAUGAAGGAUAAAACACUUCCUGAAAAUCUUGCAUUUAUUCUGGAGACUGAACUACCAAGACCAUCACAUGUCCUGGAGAAUGAUCAGCAAGUUGAAUGUGGAAUCUGUUAUGCCCAAUACCUUCCCAUCGAUGAGGAGCUUGGAUCUAGGAGUGGUGCUGGAACUGACCAUACAUGUGAUAAUACCAGUUGUGGCAGGGCUUUCCAUACUGUUUGUCUGGUGGACUGGCUGCGCUCUAUCACCACAACUAGGCAAUCGUUUGAUGUCCUGUUUGGUAAUUGCCCGUACUGUUCCGAGCCUGUUGCAGUCAAAUUGAACGAUAAAAAGAAGCAUGUCUAGGUCUUCAAAGCAUCAAGGCCAAGAAAGACGGAGGUUCAAUGGGAUCCGUUCUCUUUGAUUGCCCUUAUUUGUCUAUUGACUUGAUGUUCUUCGUCUCAAACAAAAGAGUCUCUAAUUGGAUUUCCUUUUCUAACUGGAUUUUAUUCCGUAGGCAUUGUUGUUGAACUGAACGAUAAAAGGAAGCAUUCUUGUUAAACAUGAUCUCAUUGCUUUGUUAGACAACGAAUUCCUCAGCUGAACACUCCAUUCCCGCAAGUCCUAGUAAAUCUGCCAAUUCUUGAAAAAUCAACUCUUAAAGUGAGAAACUAUGGUGAUUUCAGGGACCACUUUUGUUACUCAUUUAUAUAUUCCACAAUUUCAUUUAAUGUGACCUGCGAUACAGCAAUGAUAUGCAACUUUCAAUUCAUUA
Molecule: messenger RNA, 1450 nt
Organism: Populus trichocarpa (black cottonwood)
Lineage: Eukaryota; Viridiplantae; Streptophyta; Magnoliopsida; Malpighiales; Salicaceae
Exons: 11
Coding region: 157-1041 (294 amino acids)
Biological process (GO): protein monoubiquitination; interstrand cross-link repair
Cellular component (GO): Fanconi anaemia nuclear complex; nucleus
Molecular function (GO): ubiquitin protein ligase activity
Source: RefSeq, a predicted model, not a curated record